Messenger RNA from Triticum aestivum (bread wheat), 2641 nucleotides. RefSeq lists its product as uncharacterized. The record is from RefSeq and is a predicted model, not a curated record. Lineage: Eukaryota; Viridiplantae; Streptophyta; Magnoliopsida; Poales; Poaceae. The transcript has 7 exons. Gene Ontology annotation, molecular function: protein binding. Bases 1 to 1110 code for a protein of 369 amino acids.
AUGAGCUUCCCCCUGCAUGACCUCAAUUGGAAUGGCUUCAUGCCCGUCAAGGUUAAGGUGUUCACAUGUGUUCUACGGCAUGGUAACACUCAUACGCCGGACUUCCUACAUCGGAUCGGCUUCCUCGAGCAUGACGACUGCCCCUUUUGCCCCGGGCGGCCUAAGGCAAUCAUGCACCUAUUCCUCGAGUGCCCCCGUUUACAACCAAUGUGGGCGCGUGUCCUCGGCCGUCACAAGCUCACCUCCUCCCUUCCAGAUCACCGCCGCCACCUCCCUCCGGUGGAGCUCGCCGUUGUCCAUGGCCUGCCCCUGGCCCGAGGUCCUUCGCUCCUCCAGACCCGGCCUCCUCCUCGGUCCUGCCCGACGCGUUCGACCGGGGCUCCGACGCCUACGCCCGCAACGCCGCCACCGUCGGGGGCCUCCUCUCCGACCUGCGCUCCUACGUCUCCUAGGGACGUCCGGUUCGUCAACGUCAGGGACGACGAUGGCCCCACGCUGCUGCACCUCGCGGCCAGGCAAGGCUGGCCGGGCUGCGUGCAGGUGCUGCUGGAGAACGGCGCCAUCGUGUCGGCAUUGACCGGAUCAUAUGGCUUCCCUUGUAGCACGUCGUUGCAUUUGGCGGCUCACAACAGGGACUUGGAUUGUAUCCGGAAGCUGCUUGCGUGGGGAGCUGAUCGGCUCCAAAGGGACUCUGCUGGUUUUAAUUGCAAGGAUGGGAGGUGGAUGCCCGCACGGAUCCGGCGCCUCCGACCUUGGCAUCCACAAGGAGGAGCGGCGACAACUCUGGACCCGUCUGUUGGUGCUGCUGAUUCUGCUUGGACGGACAUGCUGCCUCUUCCAUGUCGACUACAUGCCAUGGACGACCACCGGGACCUCCAUGGCGAUGAUGAAGCCUUGCACAUGGUCGAGCUCGAUGGAACAACAGUGCCUCGGUGUGGUGCAGCCGAGUUGGGCCACACCAGUGCAUCAGGAACUCUGCAUGCUGAUGUCCUUUGUCUCAUCAUCUUAACUACUACAGUAGUAGGAGUAUUUUAUAUGUUGUUCAUUUCUUGGCCACCUAGCAUGUUUGCUAAUCAUCCAUCUGCCUCAUGUUAUAUGAUCCCUACCUAGUAACUUCAUUGUAUGCAGACUUGUGGUGAUGGUUCAGUUUAGUCAAACUAAUAUGUGUGUGUGUGUGUGUGUGUAUACUGCUAUGCUACUACUACUGUCUGCAUUUAAUCCUGAUUAGUAGCUUCAUCAAUCAGUGGCAAACAAAACAGUGUUGAUUUGCAUCUUAUUUUUGUGACAACCAAUGGAGUUGAAUUACAGCAUGCAUGUCAAACCUGGGUUCAACUCUUGGGCAAUAUAUGGUAGUUUCCACUCUUCACGCCCAAGAUUAGUAUGCUGCAGCUCUCCCUCCUCACUCCAUACAUCCAGGUACUAGUUACCCAACGAGUAGCCCUACACCUCGUUGGAUCUUGCCCAAAUUCCACUCAUCUUGCUGCUUGUGGCAGGGAAUACUCUCUGUUGAGUAUUUUGAGGAAUGAAGAUCUGUUAAGUAUGGAGUUAGGAUUAUCUAAUAAAAUUUCUGCUAUAUAUAUAUAUAUGCAUGAAACUGAGAUUGCUAGCAUCAUUUACACAGGAUACGCCCUUUGAAUUGAUUGGUUCAGUUUCGUAUGUUCUUCACCCAGCCUUCUAUCAUGCUUGUAACUGGUGCACUGCUCAUCUUGUAAGACAGGAUAUUCACUUCCUGCCAUCCCAGCCUUCUAUCAUGCUUACAAGAUUUUUCUUUGCACGGCAGCAGCACCAGUACCUUGCUGCUGUUGGGAACGGAAGGGAGCUGUUCCGUGCACCGAAUCUAAGUUCUGGUCUCUCUUAAGAGACACUUCUAGCUUUUCUGACUCAAAAUUGUUAACUUGGUACUGCAUGAGUUUUACUACUGCUAACACAGAGAGUAUUUACUACUGCCGACACAGAGAUUUUGUAUGCAUGCUACCUGAUGAGUGAUUUCUUUGUAAUAUUUCACCUUCGUAUGCAUAGGUUUGUUCGGUUUGAACUCUGCAUGACAUGAAAUAGAUAUUUAUAGUGUUUUUCUCAACUUGUUUUCACUGCCACUUGAUAUAUACUUGCUUGUACUUGAAGCUGUGGGUUAAUGUUGGUGGUUUUGUUCUACUUGGAUGCAUUGGUACCCAUCAUCGAGCGGACGGAUGCAACAGUGGCAAGAAGCUCAUGGUUGUGUGCAUCUAAAGCACAUCAUGGACAUCAUCCACUUCCUCAUCAAUGCUAACUCAAUCCAGAUCAUCGUCGACGCUAUCAUCCACAGGAUGACAAAGGAAGCCAUGUUGCUGUUUUGUUUGGUCCCAGCCCUGACUAUCGCUGUCCAGCGAGUCCGACGUGUUGUUCAUCUGACUACGGUCCCAGCCCUGACUACCGAAGUUUUUGUCCUAUUGAAGUUGCUUAGAAAUACGAGCGAGUCCAGCGAGUCCAGUAUGUUGUUCAUGACAAGAGCUUGUGAAACAGUACUAUAUUACAAUUGUAGAGCUUGUUACACUUGUAGAGCUUGGAAAGUAUUGUAUUACACAUGGCCCUUUGUAGUGGCAUGGAUAGAGCUUGUAUUAUGUGAUCUGGUUGCUCUUGUUUAAGUAUUAUGUGUGUUUUUGUC